This is a messenger RNA of Pieris napi, 713 nucleotides long. It is a transcript of the gene Svip, whose product is annotated as small VCP/p97-interacting protein. The record is from RefSeq and is a predicted model, not a curated record. Lineage: Eukaryota; Metazoa; Arthropoda; Insecta; Lepidoptera; Pieridae. Gene Ontology annotation, cellular component: endoplasmic reticulum membrane. Bases 110 to 349 code for a protein of 79 amino acids. Gene Ontology annotation, biological process: negative regulation of retrograde protein transport, ER to cytosol; negative regulation of VCP-NPL4-UFD1 AAA ATPase complex assembly; positive regulation of autophagy. The transcript is spliced from 3 exons.
UUGUCAGAUCAAUAUUUCGGUACAAAUAAAAAAUAAAAUGAAUGAUGCAGUGCGAAUGUUUGCAGUAUAGAUUUCUAAAAAGUGGAAAAUUUAUCUUUUUUUUCUCAAUAUGGGGUUAAUUACAUCCUGUUGUAAACCCUCAGCAUCAGAUGUAUUGACUCCAGAUACAGAAACACGACGUCGACAACAAGUAGAAGCAGCUGAACGUCGUCGUGUUCAAGAAGAGGCCAGGGGUGUAAAAGAUCCGAGUAGAGUUAAACGAAUGCAACAACGAACUGAAGAGAUGGAGCAAAGGGAACAAGAGUUACAGAAGCAGGGUGGAGCUACUUUAAAGUGGUCAGCUGACUGAGAUCAGGCCCAAAGUGGGCCUAGCAGUGAAAACCCAAAUGAAAAAUAUAAAUACAAAAAUUAAUCAUUAAUGUGCUAUCUCUAUCCAUAUAUUUUGUAUAUAUCUACACAAUAGUCUAUGAGGUGACCAAUUUUUCGAUGCUAUUCUAUACACUCCACAACAUUUAUAACUAAGAGCUUUUGUGUAUAUUAUGGUGAUUAAUUUAUUGAAAUAUAUUCUGUAAUACAUAAUUUAUAUUUCUAGUUAUAAAAUAUAAAUGUCUAUAAGAUAAGAGUAAUGUUAAUGUAUGCUAUGAGAUGUGUUAUGUACUUCACACCUUUGAUUUUAUUAAAGUGUAUGGUUGUUCAAUAAAAUAUUAAAAUAA